Molecule: messenger RNA, 3071 nt
Organism: Oncorhynchus gorbuscha (pink salmon)
Lineage: Eukaryota; Metazoa; Chordata; Actinopteri; Salmoniformes; Salmonidae
Product: thyroid receptor-interacting protein 6-like
Exons: 10
Coding region: 501-2246 (581 amino acids)
Biological process (GO): positive regulation of non-canonical NF-kappaB signal transduction; cell-cell adhesion
Cellular component (GO): focal adhesion; stress fiber
Source: RefSeq, a predicted model, not a curated record
GCUAACUUUAAAGAGCUACUUUUAUUCUACACCGAAUAACUCAACAUUUAAUUUCGCGUGCUUGUGUUCAAGUGUAGGCUGUCCUUCAUGUGUAGCCCAAACAAACAAGUAAACAAACAUGUCAUUACGGUAAUUGUUGUAAUUUACUUGCAUUAUCUCGCAAGUAGACGUCAGUGUAACUGACCAAUUUGAUAUCCCUAGCUAGGCGACAUUGACGCUGCAGCAACCAAAAUUGGAUGAAAACUGAAAAAGUGAAUCAUUUUAUAGACUUAGUUAGCCUACUAACUAGCGUACACAUGUUCUUUGCCUCAGCGUAAUUUGAAAAAGCAAUAGUUUCUACAUUUGAUCGUGUAUAAAGUUGCGGUGCAAGUAGGCUAUAAGAUGUAACAUUGUUUGUACGUGAACGAGCCUCAUUGUCGCUUCACUGAAGUAUCUUUCGUUUGUAAAUGAGUAUGAAGACGAGGAUACCGAAUGCUUUGGGAUUUUAAGAGAACCCUGACAUGUCUGGUCCUACCUGGCCGCCUCCAAAGACUCUGGGUAGCCCAGUGAGACCGGUCCCUCGAAUGUCCCAAUCUGGACCAGCCGUGUACAGACAGCUGCCCAUGAAGGUCUCCUCGGACACCCGGCCCAAGUAUGUGGUCCAUGACCAGAACAGAGGAGGCGGCGGAAUGGCCACUAGGUACUUGGCUACAAGAUCCACAGCUGGGCCCAUGCAGCACCACCACCAAGAGGACCCAGGGUUUCACCCUAAAUCUAAUGACCACUACUACCAACCACCUCCCCACCAGCUCAAAGAAGACCAAUCCUUGAACCCUCACGUGGACCGCUACCAGCUGAUGCACCCGGGACCUCCUAAGAAGCUGAUUGGACACCACUCCAACAUCGAUGCAGAGAUUGACUCGCUCACCUGCAUGCUGGCCGAUCUGGACAGCCAUCCACAAAACAGCGCACAGCUGUACGACAACGUGCCUUACGACAAACACAUCUCAGGGGACUGCUACAAACCCUCAGCCCAGCCAGGAGAACCCUCUCAGGGCAGGCAGUUCAUGGGAUUCUCCCCUCACCCCCAAUCCCAGUCCCAGUACCCUCCUGCACCCCCAUACCCCAGUGAUCCCCACCAGGGUCUCCAGUACUUCCCUCAGCCAGACUACACCGACGCCCAGGUAUCCAAACGCUACCCCCAGCCUGUCCCUGCCCCCUACACUACCGCCUCCACUCCUACUGGCCCGAGGUUCAGUGUCCAGGUCAAAACAGCUCAGCCUGUCACCAACUCCCAGACUGGUAGGCAAGCUGAACAGGCUUACACCCCUCCCCCACACCGCCAGCACGCGUUGUGGCCCCCAUCCCAGAAUCAGACUGGCCCCCUGGGCUGGUACCCUCCACAACCCGAUUCCCAAGCCCAGGAGCUGCAUUCUGAGAAGGGUUACAAGGGGAGUGAUGCAGGGUCUGGAGGGAGAACUACCCAGUGCCCCAUGUCCAAUAGAGGCCCAGAGACUCAUCGAUCAGGGUCAAGCUCGGCACCAAGCUCCGCCUAUCAGCCCAGUAAGCAGGGGACAGCAGCUCUGAGGCCAGAGGAGGAGUUGGACCAGCUCACUAAGGAGUUGGUGUAUGACAUGAAUCAUCCCCCUACAGAAGAAUACUUUGGUCGCUGUGCACGUUGCGGUGACAACGUCCUUGGCGACGGCAGUGGCUGUAUUGCCAUGGAGCAGGUGUUCCACGUGGAGUGUUUCACUUGCAUCACCUGCCACACUCGUCUCCGGGGGCAACCGUUCUACGCCCUGGACAAGCAGAGCUACUGCGAGAGCUGUUAUAUUAGUACCCUAGAGCGCUGCUCCAAGUGCUCCAAACCCAUCCUGGACCGUAUCCUACGGGCCAUGGGCAAGACCUACCACCCGCGCUGCUUCAACUGUGUUGUGUGUGGCUGCUGCCUGGAUGGUGUACCCUUCACCGUGGACGCCACCUACCAGAUCCACUGUAUAGACGACUUCCACAGGAAGUUUGCCCCACGCUGCUCAGUGUGUGGCCAGGCCAUCAUGCCCGAGCCUGGCCAAGAGGAGACGGUCAGGAUAGUGGCGCUGGACCGCAGCUUCCACGUCAACUGCUAUGUGUGUGAGGAGUGUGGUCUGCUCCUGUCGUCUGAGGGUGAGGGGCGAGGCUGUUACCCCCUGGACGGUCACAUCCUGUGUAAGGGCUGCAGCGCCCGGCGCAUCCAGGACCUCUCUGCUAAAAUAUCCACUGACUGCUAACCAACUAUGGAAAAUCACAUCUUACCUUUUAACCUAUGACCCCCUCAACCCUUUCAUUACUUUCACCUGCUUUACGUAGAAGUUGCCGUAAGGACCAGAUCUGGAAUCAGUUCUACCCUUUGACUCAUCUUAACCACAAGGGGGAAAUGUUAACCUGACUUGACAUCAGUGUCGAAGGGCAUCUUCAUCCCCCUUCACUUUUAUCCUCUCAUAGCCUUUCUUUAUACUUCAGAUGCCCAAAGCUGUGUAAUCAGUAGUAGUUGGCCUACUAUUGAACCUCAAUCUGACAGUCUUCAAUGUGAAGUCAUUAUUUAAUUUCCCUUGACCAGGUUUUUUUGUACAGGUUCAAGACAGGGUAUUGAAACAUGGAUUGACAAUAAGUUCGACCCCUAUCCCCUUCCGUAUCCUCUGCUUUACACUAUCACCUAUCCUCUACAUUCUCUACCCAUACUCCCUUUCCACCACACCCUAUCCCCUACCCCUCAGUCCCAUAGCAGUACUGUAUAGAGCCCCUGACCUGCAGGCAGCAGGGGCUGCACUACCCCAAACCCUUGACUCCACCAUUGCUCAUCUCACACACUAUCCUGCAUGUUGCACACUAUAGCUGUGCUUGAAUACUCAUACUAACCAUACUAUUUCUGACGUGAAUUGUCUAUAUACUAUGCUUAUUGGUCAUAGUAUGGAUAUAGUUAGUAUGCCAUACGUUCCUGUAUGUCUUACUAAAUGGUAUCUGGCACCAAAAUAAGAAGUAAUCCAGUAACCGAAAGGUUGCUGGAUUGAAUCCCCGAGCUGACAAUGUAAAAAUCUGUCUUUCUGCCCCUGAAC